CUCCUUCUCCUGGGUCUGAAAUGACUGUGGAAGAAGGGGAGCAGGCACUCGCAGCUUGACUGAAGGUGCAGGGAGGGAUAGUGACUGAAGAGGACCGGGGGGAUGUCUCCAGGACAGGCGAACACAGAGAAGACAUGCAGGUGUGUGUAUUAAACGCAUAAAAAAAGCGAAAGGAGAAGGUUUGCAUCUGCAUGAAGGACCACGAGAAGCAUCUUUCUGCACUCAUUUGGAAGGAAGCGAUGCUUUUAAGGACACUAUUUAUCUACCUUAACUCCUGAAGAAGAAGUUGACUGUAUUCGCGCCACUCCUCGCCAUGUGCAGACUGUCAUGGACUUGUUGCUUCCUGGCGCUGUGCGCCCUGGACGUUUGGACCGCCGCUCAGCCGAACCCCCGCCGCUCCGGACACUUGUCGUCCUCGGGCAACCUGACGGAGAGCGCCGAGAAGAAGGUGGCCCGCCUCGGCCUGGCGUUCAAGCGCAACGUCCGCGAGCUCCGCGACAAGAGCGCCUGCAUGGACCUGGUCUUCCUGGUGGACGAGUCGUCCAGCGUGGGCGCUAACAACUUCCGCAGCGAGCUGCGCUUCGUGCGCAAGAUGCUCUCCGACUUCCCGGUGGCGGCGGAGAACACACGCGUGGCCCUGGUCACCUUCUCGUCCAAGACCCACGUGGUGACGCGGGUGGAUCACAUCACCGCGCCCAAGCCGCACCAGCACAAGUGUUCGCUCUUCAACAAGGAGAUCCCAGCCAUCACUUACCGAGGAGGGGGUACUUACACCAAGGGAGCCUUCCAGCGGGCGGCGCAAAUCCUGCGUCAUUCCCGCGCAAAUGCCAGCAAGGUCAUCUUUCUGAUCACCGACGGCUACUCAAACGGCGGAGAUCCUCGCCCGGUUGCGGCGGCUUUGAGGGAGCGCGGUGUGGAGAUCUUCACGCUGGGCAUCUGGCAGGGGAACAUCCGAGAGCUGCACGAUAUGGCCUCUCAGCCCAAAGACCAGCAUUGCUACUUGGUGCACAACUUUGCCGAGUUUGAAGCACUGGCUCGCCGAGCAUUGCACGAAGAUCUCCCCACAGGCCUGUACAUCCAGGAGGACCUGUCCCGCUGCUCCUCCUUGUGUGAAGCCGGCCGGGAAUGCUGCGACGUGAUGGCCAGCUGCAAGUGCGGAACACACACAGGACAGUACGACUGCAUCUGUGAGAAGGGAUACUAUGGAAAGGGUCUGCAGCAUGAGUGCACAGCAUGCCCACCUGGUACCUACAAACCAGAGGGAGCGCCAGGCGGUGUGAGCACCUGCCUUCCAUGCCCGGACCAGCAGCACACCUCCCAGCCCGGCAGCACCUCCCUCAGUGAUUGCAUCUGCAAAUCUGGCUACCAGCAAGUGGGCGUGACCUGCCAGGUGGUUUACUGCCAUCCGCUUCCUCCUCCACAAAAUGGCUUCUUCAUCCAAAACGUAUGUAACCAUCACUUCGACGCGGCCUGCGGCGUCAAGUGCCAGCCGGGGUACGAGCUCCACGGAACGGGCAUCAGGCUUUGUCAGGCUGACGGCACCUGGUCGGGCUCACCUGCCACGUGUAAAGCACGUUCCUGCCCACCCCUCACAAAGCCACAGCACGGCUCCCUUAAGUGCGUAAAUAGCAGCAGCUCCUACAGGACGGAGUGUCAGGUGGGCUGCGACCGAGGCUACAGAAUAGAGGGGGCCCCCAGGAUGGCCUGCCUGGCCAACUCCCAGUGGAGUGGACCCCUCCCUCGGUGUGUGGAGGUGCGUUGUCCACCCAUCGGCGCGCUGAAGAACAUCCUGUUGUCCCCCCCUGCCUGUAUAAGAAGGGCGGCGUCUCCGGGAUCUGUCUGCUUGCUCACCUGCCGCCAAGGCUACAGCCUCCACGGACACAGAAAGGCAGUGUGUCUUGGGUCUGGGAACUGGACGGCGAAUGUCCAUAAGGCAGUCUGCAAAGAUACUGAGCCACCAUGGAUACAAUGCCCAGAGAGUAUUGUUGCAGAGACAGAUACCCGACGCAAUACCGCUCACAUUAACUGGAGUGCCCCAAAUGCCACCGACAAUUCCAAAGAGGAGGUGGCUGUGCAGGUGAAACCAGUGUACACCCCUCCGCAACUAUUCCCCAUUGGAGUGGAGACCAUCACCUACUUUGCCGCAGACCGCUCCGGGAACCAGGCCAACUGCUCCUUGACGGUCACUGUCAUUGAUACCGAGCCCCCAGUGAUUGACAGGUGCAGGUCGCCGCCCACAGUGCAGGUCUCAGGAGACACGGAGACGGCGGUCGUUUGGGAGGAGCCGCAGUUUUCCGACAACUCAGGUGGCCGCCUCUCAGUGACAAGCAGCCAUCCUCCAGAUUCACUGUUCCCUGUAGGAGAGACUGUUGUCCAGUACACCGCAACUGAUGCUGCAGGAAACAGCCGUACUUGUAACCUCACAGUCACUGUACGAGGCACGACUUGUGAGCAGCCAUAUGUCCCCAUAAAUGGAGAGUUUAUCUGCUUGGAGGAGGAGAAAGGUUUCAAUUGUACCUUGCACUGUAAGCCAGGUUACAGUUUCACUCAGGAAGCAGUGCACAGCUACUUCUGUGCUCACAAUGGUUUGUGGGAGCCACCCUACUCUCCUGACAGACCCGACUGCUCAGUGAACCGAGUGGCCAACAACGGGCUAAAGCCCUUUGAGAUGCUGUUUAAAGCCUCUCGCUGUGAUGACGUGGACCUGGUCAAGUCAUUUACUGGACACUUUAACUCUAAACUUGGAAGCAUGCUGCCAAAUAUUUGCAGCGGGGAUAAUGUCACUUGCAAACUGGAGGUGAUGUCACAAGGUCACUGUCUGGAGUACAACUAUGACUAUGAGAAUGGAUUUUCCAUAGCACCAGGAGGUUGGGGUCGUCAGGGCGCACAAGACUAUGCAUACUUUGAGUCAGGCUUUGCCACGGGUGCCCGCAAGCAGGACAGCCGUACAGAACCACGGCAUCGCAGCAAGAGGCACAGAAAGAUCCAGGGCCCCACCAGAGACCAAAAGAUACAGAUCUUUUUCAACAUCACAGCAAGCAUCCCUCUCCCGUUGUCGAGGAACGAUUCCAUUGAGGUGGCCAAUCAGCGAAGGCUCCUUCGAACCCUGGAACAGCUCACUAAUCGUCUGAAGCGAACGCUGGCCAGGCAGCCGCUUUCCAGCUUCCACGUGUCGUCGGAGAUGAUUGUCGCAGACCCCAAAUCACUGGAGAGCAGGAAGGCCUUGCUGUUCUGCAGACCUGGCUCUGUGCUGAAAGGAAGAAUGUGUGUCCAAUGUCCAGUGGGAACGUAUUUCUCUCUGGAAUAUAAUGAGUGUGAAAGCUGCUGGCUGGGCUCCUACCAGGAUCAGGAGGGUCAGUUGGAGUGUAAAUCCUGCCCUGAGGAGACGUCCACUGCCUACCUGCACUCUCGCAGCAUAGCCGAAUGUAAAGGACAGUGUAAGCCUGGCAGUAACUCUCUGAAUGGCUUGGAGAUAUGUGAGUCAUGUCCACUGGGUCACUUCCAGCCCAGUUAUGGUGCCAGAGAGUGUCUGGUCUGUCCUGACGACACCUCCACCGUCACCAGGGGAGCUGUGGACGAGAUGGAGUGUGGAGUCCCAUGUUCGUCAGGUCAUUUCUCCCGCACUGGCCUGGUUCCCUGUUAUGCUUGCCCGAGAGAUUACUACCAGCCUGAUCAUGGCCGAUCUUAUUGCCUUUCCUGUCCUUUCUAUGGAACGACCACGAUAACGGGGGCGACCACCAUCCAGCACUGCUCCAGUUUUGGCUCCAGCUUCCUCCCCAAAGAAGAGAGUGUAACUGCCGCUCCAGAGGUGGAGGUCAGCAAAGACUACCAAGCUAGCAGCCAGGUUUUCCAUGAAUGCUUCCUGAAUCCCUGUCAGAAUAAGGGAACGUGUGAGGAGGUCGGGGUUGGCUAUGUUUGCACCUGCAUGCCUGGUUUCACAGGUGCGAAGUGUGAGAUGGACGUGGAUGAGUGCGAUUCCACUCCAUGUUUGAAUGGAGGCCAGUGUAAGGAUGGGAUGGGAGAAUUCCAGUGUGAGUGCAAGCCCGGAUAUUUAGGCUCUCUGUGCGAGGCAGAAGUGAACGAAUGUCUUUCGUCCCCCUGCCUAAACGAAGGUGUGUGUGUGGACGAGGUCAAUAAAUUCACGUGCAGUUGUCAUGGUGGCUUCACAGGACCUCGUUGCGAACUGGAAAUAAAUGAAUGUAUAUCCAAUCCCUGUGAGAACGGCGGCGCAUGUGAGGACCUGAUGGGCAGUUAUGCUUGCAACUGUGCCGUUGGCUUCUCCGGGGAACGCUGCGAGGUGGAUGUGGAUGAAUGUUACAGCACACCAUGUCUUAACGGCGGCUCGUGCCUGGACGCUGUCAACGAUUUCAGAUGUCACUGUCCGGAGGGCUACCGGGGUCAACUUUGCGAGGUGGAUGUGGAUGAGUGUGACCCCAACCCCUGUGUGAACGGGGCCAGCUGCAUGGAUGGUGUGGGGUCCUACACAUGCCGCUGCCUCCCUGGGUUUAACGGAACCAGGUGUGAGACAGAGAUGUCUUCUGCCUUCAAUUUGGACUUUGAGGUGUCAGGUAUCCAUGGUUACGUAUUGAUGGACGGAGUGAUGCCGACGCUCACGGAGAUCACGUGCACCUUCUGGAUGAGAUCUUCAGACGGCACCAAUUAUGGCACGCCCAUCUCCUACGCUGUGGAGGGCAGCGACAAUGCGUUUCUUCUCAUAGACUACAAUGGAUGGGUGUUGUAUGUCAACGGCAAGGAGCGGAUUACCGAUUGCCCUGCAGUGAACACGGGCAGCUGGUACCACAUCGGGGUGUCCUGGAGAAGCUGGGAUGGAGACUGGAGGAUCUACAUCAACGGGAAGCCCUCAGAUGGAGGCAAAGGCCUGUCGGUUGGCACCAGUAUCCCAGGUGGAGGAGCUCUGGUGUUGGGUCAGGACCAGGACCAGAGGGGUGAGGGCUUUAACCCUGUUGAAUCCUUCGUUGGCUCCAUCAGCCAGCUCAACAUCUGGGAUCGGGUCCUUACAACCCAGCAAAUCAAGGUGCUUGCGAGCAGCUGCCCAGAUUCCCAUGUUACCCACAGAGGAAAUGUUCUGGCCUGGCCAGACUUUCUCAGUGGAGUGGUGGGCCGGAUUAAAGUCAACCUCAGUAGCAUUUUCUGUGCUGACUGCCCCCAGCUGGAAAAUGUUGUGCCUCACCUCCACUCCUCCAACGUGGAGGUGAGCCCAGGCGCACAAGUCCAGCUCUCCUGUGACCCCGGCUACUACCUGGUGGGGGAGCCAGUGCUACAUUGUCAAAAUAAAGGAGAGUGGAGCCACCCUCUUCCCAGCUGUGAACGUGUUUCCUGCGGGUCUCCUCGACCUCUGGAGAAUGGUGUGUUUGAUGGCAUGGACUUUUAUGCCGGUGGUUCGGUCACCUACCAGUGUAACGUUGGCUUUUACCUGCUGGGGGACGCCAAGAUGCACUGCGCCAAUAGCGGCAAGUGGGGAGCCAAUCCACCGGCCUGUCUUGAUGUGGACGAGUGUGCCCUGGGAUCGGACUGUGACCGCCACGCAAGUUGUCGGAACACUGACGGCUCAUACACCUGCACCUGCAUCCAUCCAUACAGUGGAGAUGGCAAGAACUGUACGGAGCCGGUCAAGUGUGACAACCCCGGGUCUCCUGACUUUGGCCGCAGAGAUGGAAACAGCUUCCUAAUGGGCAGCAAAGUGGUCUUCAGCUGCGACAAUGGCUAUGAGCUGAUUGGCUCAUCCUACCUCCAUUGCCUGGAGACAGGAAGCUGGGACGGUCCUAUCCCCUACUGCAAAGCACUCUCUUGUCCCACGCCAUCCGUUCCAGAGAAUUCCAUCAUGAAAGGUAGCAACUUUACCUUCGGUAGCAGGGUGACUUUCAGCUGCAUAAAAGGUUUCCUUCCUCAAAUCCCAUAUGAGUUCCAGUGUCUUUCCAGUCUGAAGUGGAAUGGGUCGCCACCUGUCUGCCACCCAGUGUCCUGCGGGGGGCCGCCUUUUGUUCACAACGCCCAUUACACCCUCACCUCCAACACAUACCGGUCAGCUGUAUCAUACUCCUGUGCUGAAGGGUACAGACCACAGGGUACAAUGGAAGUGGUUUGUGAAGAUACAGGGGAGUGGAGCAGGCCCUUCCCCCGCUGUGUGGACAUCCUUUGUGGUGACCCCCCUCCCCUGAGAGAUGCUGUAAUUGUGGGAGAGAACUACGAACUGGGGGAUAAGGUGAACUAUGUCUGCAAAGAAGGCUACACUCUGAUUGGCUCCGAGACCAGAGAAUGUCUCGCAAACGGCCAAUGGAGUGACAACUCUGCUCAGUGCGUGCCCCGGUCCUGUGGACCCCCGCCUGCCAUUGACCACGCCGAGCCAUAUGAGAGCCACCAGCUGUUCGGAGACACGGCAAACUAUUACUGCACUGACGGCUACACUGCAGGCAACAACUCCAAGAUGAUGUGUAACGCCCACGGGGUCUGGGCGCCCCCGGAUGGAAUGGAGGCCCCGCGCUGCAUCGCAAAUUUCUGCCUCCGCCCGCCUGAGCUCCCCCAUGCAAUUUUAGACUCAGUGAACAAACCUAAAUACCUGAGCGAAUCUGAGGUCAGCUACAAAUGCGAAGAAGGCUUUAUGCUCAACACCACAGCGACCCUGCGCUGUCGGAUGGGGGGGGAGUGGGAGCCUUCACCAUACGGUAUCAGCUGCGUACCGGUCAGAUGCUCCAAGCCAGCCAGAAUUGAUUGGGGCUACGUGAGCGGAACCAACUACAGUUUUGGUGCAGUUGUGGCGUACAGCUGCGAUAAGGGAUUCCUGAUCCGAGGGGAGAAGAGGCGGACCUGCAAAGCCAAUGGAGAGUGGGGCGGAGCUUUGCCUAGCUGCGUACCUGUGACCUGCUCUUCUCCACCUUCGCUCAAGAACGGCUACAUACAGGUCAGAGGUCGAUUCACCUUCAACAGCAAGGUGAUAUAUUCCUGCAACGCUGGCUACAGAUUGCUUGGUAGUGUAGAACGAGUUUGCCAAGCCAACCGCCAGUGGUCCGACAAUGACCCUCCCAUCUGUGUCCUUAUGACCUGUGACCCUCCUCCCAGCAUUGCACACGGACGCUACAGAGGCUCUGACUUCCAGGUGGGUCGCAAAGUGGAGUACUCCUGCGACGAGGGCUACGAGCUCGCGGGAGAUGCCAUCUGGACCUGUCUUAAGUACGGAAGGUGGGACAAGUCCAGGCGCCCGCGCUGUUCACCUGUUCAGUGUCCAGAGCCGCAACUGGAGGAGAACCACCUGGUUCUGAAGAGUCUAGACUCUGCAUCUGGAACAGUGGAGUUAUCAUGUGAAGAGGGCUUCUUUCUGGAGGGGGCACAGAUCCUCCGCUGCAUGCCCUCCCAGGAGUGGAAUGACACCUUUCCUUGGUGUAAGCAGGUGACCUGUGGACCCCCGCCGGAUGUAUCAUUUGGUGGCCCAUCUUCAUCUCCUCCAACUUUUAUUUUCAACUCUGUGGUGACCUACAAGUGCAUGGAUGGCUUCACUUUAAGAAAAGAACGUACUGUGUCCUGUUUGUCCAACGGGCAGUGGAGCAUUCCAUACCCAGAGUGUAUUCCAGUUGAAUGCCCUCAGCCUGUGGAAAUUUCUAAUGGCAUCGUGGACGUUCAGGGUCUGAUGUUCCUUAGCAAGGCGCUGUACAGCUGUAAGACUGGUUAUAAUUUAGUGGGGAACUCCACUGUGCUUUGCGGGGAGAAGGGACUUUGGAUCGGAGGGGUACCUUCAUGCCGCCCAGUUGAAUGCUCACCCCCCCGACAGACUCCAAAUGGAAAAGUGGUUUUCACAAAGCUUCAGUUUGGUCACAGUGCUAUAUAUUCGUGCCACCGUGGUUACCGCCUACAAGGCCCGGAGACUCUUAAGUGCUUAGCAGGUGGGGAAUGGGAUGUUGAGCCUCCUGUAUGUGUGCAAAUAUCUUGCACCCCACCCCAACCCAUUGAAAAUGGCUUUGUAGAAGGUCAGGAUCACGGUUUCGGUGUCACCAUCUUCUACAGCUGUUUCCCUGGCUUCCAGCUCGUCGGCCAAGACCACCUCACUUGCGAGGAGUUUGGAUGGUCAAGUACUGUUCCCGUCUGCGUGCCCUCCGACUGCGGCCUGCCUCCUCAUAUAGAUUUUGGCGACUAUGUUCGGGUGACGAAGCAAGGAGGAAGCUUUCCUAGCGACUUGAGCUUCCUCCAGGGGGCACUAAUAGAGUACCGGUGUCAUGGAGGUUAUGACCUCACAAGUCCCAUUUGGUUGGUGUGUCAGGAAGAUGGCAGCUGGAACGGGACCGCUCCAUCUUGUGUGCCAGCAGAGUGUGUGACACCCCCGUAUCCAGAGCAUGGCCGGGUAAACGUAACAGACACCUCCAUUGGCAGCACAGUCACAUACACCUGUGAGGAAGGAUAUGAGCUCGAAGGUGAUCCGGUGAGGCAGUGUUUAUCAGGUCAACUGUGGACUAAUGAUGCACCAGUUUGUCGCCCUGUUUCCUGUGGUGACCCAGGGCCUUUAACCAAUGGCACAGCACAUGGCGAUGCCUUCGUGUACCAUGAAAUCCUCCACUACAAGUGUAAUCCUGGCUUUGUCAUCAAAGGUAGUGAUAGUAUUGUUUGUCAGGCAGAUGGGAAAUGGAAUGGAGAGAAACCUCAGUGCAAGUCAGUGUCCUGUGGUCCCCCUAAACUCCCCAGUGAUAUCACUUUCAAAGGCAAAGAGUAUGUCUACAACCAGGAGAUUGAACUCAUAUGCAAGCCUGGUUAUAUCAUUAAAGGCAAGUCUGCCAGUGUUUGUCAGGCUGACGGCACCUGGAGCCAUGAUUCCCCUACCUGCGUACCUGCCGACUGUGAGAAGCCAUCUCCAGUGUCUAAUGGGCAAGUUUUGGGGUCAGAGUUUGGCUUCAACGGUAAGGUUAAUUAUAGAUGUGAUGAAGGAUUCACUAUGACUGGAGAUUCUACACGUGUUUGUCAGUCGGAUGGGCUUUGGGAUAAACCAGCACCUCGCUGUGAUAUCAUCAGUUGCGAUCCACCCGAGGACAUCAGCCAUGGUUUCCUCAACGGCUCAAGCUUCAACUACGAUGACAUAGUGGAGUAUGUCUGCUUUGACGGUUAUGAAGUUGUUGGGGACCCUGUCCUGCGGUGCUCCGCCCAAGGGUUCUGGAUAGGCACUGUCCCUCAGUGUCGACCCUGCGUCUGUGUCUCCCCCGUUUUGAAAUUCGGAGUGGUGCUCGGCCGCAAUCGUGCCUGCGGUGACAGAAUUCACUUCCAAUGUGAUGACGGAUACAAGCUGCUCGGCCCUGCUCAGGCUGUGUGUGAGAAGGGUGGUGUGUGGAGCCCCGGGGUGCCUGUGUGUGGCCGCGGGAGGUGCACUGUCGCCCCGCCAACAGUACCAAACACUGUACUGCAGGGCGGCAGUGCCACCUUCCCAGACACCGUAAUGUACAGGUGUAGACCGGGCUACGAGCCAAGGGGGUACCCACACAUCUCCUGCGGAAAGGAUGGUCGAUGGGGUGAGCCAAGGAUCACCUGCAACCCUGUGAGCUGUGGAAAACCUCCUGCUGUUGCCAAUUCUCAAGUGCAAGCAGAGGCCUUCACCUUCCCAAACACGAUCACAUACAGAUGCGAAGAAGGGUACGUGCUUGCAACACGAACGGCUACUUUGUCCUGCCUCAGUGACGGGACUUGGUCCAAGCACAGCAUCCGUUGCCGCGCAGUUCCCUGCAAGCUUCCUGCUAACCAUUCCAUUCCUCAUCUGGUCGUCACUGGACAGGAGCUCACAUUUGUUGGCAGCACUAUCACCCUGUCCUGUCAUGCUGGAUUCUACUUGCAAGGCUCUGCUCUGGCGGAGUGUCAGCUUGGUGGACACUGGGCUCCAAGCAUCGCAUCUGUUUCAUGUGAGCUGGUGGUGUGCGAAAAGCCCCCUGUGCUCUUGCAUGGUGUGACCGAAGGGAAGAGCUACAACUAUGGAGACUUUGUCAUGUACUCCUGCCUGCCUGGCUUUGAACUCAAGGGGGACUCUGUCCAGACCUGCCAGGCAGACAAAGCAUGGAGUGGCAGUCAGCCAGUGUGUGUUGCACAGUCCUGUGGGCCUCCUCCACCAGUGAAAAACGCACAGGUGCAAGUGACAGGGGACAAGUACUUGCAUAACGCCAGCUUUGCGUGUGAUGCCGGCCUGCAGCUGGUUGGCCCAAAGACACUCGUCUGUUUGGCUAAUGGGACGUGGAGCCUCCCAGCGCCUACCUGUGAAGUGUCUGAGGGCUGCGACGGUCCCAAACAGAUGAUGCAUGGAAAGGUGCAGGAGCACAACCUGACCACUGGGCGCGCCCUGGAGUUCAAUUGCGAUAAAGGCUAUGACCUGGUGGGAGACUCCCUAGUGAUGUGCAUGGGGGGCAAAACCUGGAGCUCCAGCUUCCCCUCUUGCCAACCCAAGGCGUGCCCGACUCCUCCAGGCUGGAGGGAGACAGGCGGUAGGAGCGAAGCCCGCAAGUUCUACGUAGGCCAGUCAAUGCGGGUCAGCUGCCCCAAAGGCCAGCAGGUGAGAGGCAGUGGAAGCAUCACCUGCAGACCCGACCAGACCUGGAGCUCCAUCAGCACUGUCUGUGAGAGGGUGUCCUGUGGCCCCCCCCUCCACGUGGCCAACGGGGUGGUGCGGGGGGCGGUGUUCCAGUUUGGGGACGUGGCCGUGUACUCGUGUUUUGGCGGCUACGCCAUGGAAGGCAUCGGAAGGAGCAGGUGUUUGGAGAACGGUACCUGGACGCCGCCCCCCACGUGCAGAGCGGUGUGUUGGCUGCGGUGCCAGAACGGAGGUGUGUGUCAGCGGCCCAACACAUGUGCCUGCCAAGAAGGUUGGAUGGGUCGACUCUGUGAGGAGCCCAUCUGCAUCCUGCCAUGCUUGAACGGAGGGCGCUGCGUGGCACCCUACCAGUGCAUCUGCCCCUCCGGGUGGGCGGGCACCCGCUGUCACAGUGCGGUGUGCUCGUCGCCUUGUCAGAACGGAGGCCGGUGCAUCAGGCCCAACAGAUGUCACUGUAGUCCAGGUUGGAGCGGGCACGACUGCUCCAGGAAACGGCGGUCAGGAUACUAUCACUUUUAACUGUUCUUGUCCUCCACAUGAAUCAUCAUGCAAAGGGGGAAUCUGUUACUGACCCUUCCAAAUCAUCUCUUCCAAAAUGUUUUGUAAAAUAAAGCUGUAUUUUUUCAUAUAAAAAAGAACCAACAGUAUUAAACAUAUGCUGCUAUGUACUUGUACGAUGUGUAAAAAUGAUGUGUUUGUCUGGUGUAUGUAUAAACUAUUUUUUUUUUUUUUUUUAUUAAAAGCAUACAAUGCCA
Nerophis ophidion (straightnose pipefish) is the source of this 11322-nucleotide messenger RNA. It is a transcript of the gene svep1, whose product is annotated as sushi, von Willebrand factor type A, EGF and pentraxin domain containing 1. The transcript has 49 exons. NCBI's taxonomy places the organism in Eukaryota, Metazoa, Chordata, Actinopteri, Syngnathiformes, Syngnathidae. Gene Ontology annotation, molecular function: calcium ion binding. The coding region runs from base 314 to 11086 and encodes 3590 amino acids. The record is from RefSeq and is a predicted model, not a curated record.